Molecule: messenger RNA, 5002 nt
Organism: Mus pahari (shrew mouse)
Lineage: Eukaryota; Metazoa; Chordata; Mammalia; Rodentia; Muridae
Gene: Trim2
Product: tripartite motif containing 2
Exons: 12
Coding region: 519-2753 (744 amino acids)
Biological process (GO): negative regulation of translation; protein polyubiquitination; proteasome-mediated ubiquitin-dependent protein catabolic process
Molecular function (GO): zinc ion binding; translation repressor activity; protein binding
Source: RefSeq, a predicted model, not a curated record
GAGAGAGUUUUCCGCAGUAGACCUGAAAACCCAGCCAGCCGCGGAUUGGCGCAUCCCAGCUGCGGCCGCCUGAGUCAUCCGAGUCGUUCUGGAACGGGGCACCAACUUGCGUGUUUGUCCGCGGCUCUUUGUGCGCGGAUCAGCUGUACCGUGGGCUCUGGCAUCUAAUCCAGGAUUUGCCUCUGCGCGAGGCUUAUGGAAAGCAGAUGUCUCGCCGCUCUGGGACUGAGCACAGAAUGGAAGUGACCCAGAGAGGAGCUGUUUGGUACGGACGACACGGAGGGAAGGCCCCGGCGCGGCCCGCGAGGCCAGCUUCGCUCCUCGCGUCCGUUCCCUCUGCCGAGCCCGCCGCUCAGACCGCGUCCGGCGAGCGAGCCGUGUGACCGUGAGGACGCGUGGGGCGGGAGCCGGGACACCGGGGUCCGCGGCCGCCAGAGAUCCGGGUGCGAGCAGCAGCCGCGAGGGUCGCGCAGCGUGCAGGGUCGAGGACAGCCGGCCCCCCAUGUCAGUGGUCUAGGAUGGCCAGUGAGGGCGCCAGCAUCCCAAGUCCUGUGGUGCGCCAGAUCGACAAGCAGUUUCUGAUCUGCAGCAUAUGCCUGGAACGGUACAAGAGCCCCAAGGUCCUGCCCUGUCUGCACACUUUCUGCGAGAGGUGCCUACAGAACUACAUCCCAGCCCACAGCUUAACCCUCUCCUGCCCGGUGUGUCGCCAGACCUCCAUCCUGCCUGAGAAAGGGGUGGCCGCACUCCAGAACAACUUCUUUAUCACGAACCUCAUGGAUGUGCUGCAGCGGACGCCAGGCAGCAACGGCGAGGACUCUUCCAUCCUGGAGACGGUCACCGCUGUGGCUGCAGGAAAGCCUCUUUCGUGCCCAAACCACGAUGGAAAUGUGAUGGAAUUUUACUGCCAGUCCUGUGAGACCGCCAUGUGUCGGGAGUGCACGGAGGGAGAGCACGCGGAGCACCCCACAGUCCCCCUGAAGGAUGUGGUGGAGCAGCACAAGGCCUCUCUCCAGGUCCAGCUGGACGCAGUCAACAAAAGACUCCCAGAAAUAGAUUCUGCUCUUCAGUUCAUCUCAGAAAUCAUCCAUCAGUUAACCAACCAAAAGGCCAGCAUUGUGGACGACAUCCACUCCACUUUUGAUGAGCUGCAGAAGACUUUAAAUGUUCGCAAGAGCGUGCUGCUCAUGGAGCUGGAGGUCAACUAUGGCCUCAAACACAAAGUGCUGCAGUCGCAGCUGGAUACCCUGCUCCAAGGUCAGGAAAGCAUUAAGAGCUGCAGCAACUUCACGGCGCAGGCCCUCAACCAUGGCACGGAGACGGAGGUGUUGCUGGUGAAGAAGCAGAUGAGCGAGAAGCUGAACGAACUGGCGGACCAGGACUUCCCACUGCACCCGCGCGAGAACGACCAGCUGGAUUUUAUCGUGGAAACCGAGGGACUGAAGAAGUCUAUCCACAACCUGGGGACCAUCCUCACCACUAACGCGGUCGCCUCUGAGACGGUGGCCACGGGCGAGGGGCUGCGGCAGACCAUCAUCGGGCAGCCCAUGUCCGUUACUAUAACCACCAAGGACAAAGACGGAGAGCUGUGCAAGACAGGCAACGCAUACCUCACCGCUGAGCUCAGCACCCCGGACGGCAGCGUGGCGGACGGAGAGAUCCUGGACAACAAGAACGGCACCUACGAGUUCCUGUAUACUGUGCAGAAGGAGGGGGACUUCACCCUGUCCCUCAGGCUCUACGACCAGCACAUCCGAGGCAGCCCGUUUAAGCUCAAGGUCAUCCGCUCUGCCGACGUGUCCCCCACCACCGAGGGCGUGAAGCGACGAGUCAAGUCCCCCGGGAGCGGGCACGUCAAGCAGAAGGCCGUGAAGAGACCCGCCAGCAUGUACAGCACCGGCAAGCGAAAAGAGAACCCCAUCGAGGACGACCUGAUCUUCCGAGUCGGUACCAAAGGAAGAAACAAAGGAGAAUUUACAAACCUGCAGGGUGUGGCAGCAUCUACGAGUGGAAAGAUCUUAAUUGCGGAUAGUAACAACCAGUGUGUGCAGAUCUUUUCUAAUGAUGGACAGUUCAAAAGUCGUUUCGGCAUCCGAGGACGAUCACCCGGACAGCUCCAGCGGCCCACUGGGGUAGCGGUGCACCCCAGUGGGGACAUCAUUAUUGCAGAUUAUGACAACAAAUGGGUUAGCAUUUUCUCCAAUGAUGGGAAGUUUAAGACGAAAAUUGGAUCGGGAAAACUGAUGGGGCCCAAAGGAGUUUCUGUGGACCGCAAUGGGCACAUUAUUGUGGUGGACAACAAGGCGUGUUGUGUGUUCAUCUUCCAACCCAACGGGAAAAUAGUCACCAGGUUUGGUAGCCGAGGAAACGGGGACAGGCAGUUUGCAGGUCCCCAUUUUGCAGCUGUGAAUAGCAAUAAUGAGAUCAUCAUUACAGAUUUCCAUAAUCACUCUGUCAAGGUAUUUAAUCAAGAAGGAGAAUUCAUGUUGAAGUUUGGCUCAAAUGGAGAAGGAAAUGGGCAGUUUAAUGCACCAACAGGUGUAGCCGUGGACUCAAAUGGAAACAUCAUUGUGGCUGACUGGGGGAACAGCAGGAUCCAGGUUUUUGAUGGGAGUGGAUCAUUUUUGUCCUACAUCAACACAUCUGCUGACCCACUCUAUGGCCCCCAGGGCCUGGCUCUCACUUCAGAUGGCCAUGUUGUGGUUGCAGACUCCGGAAACCACUGUUUCAAGGUCUACCGGUACUUACAGUAACAGUGGACAGCUCUGUCCUGAGGUCUUGCACUAGAAACUGGAAUGGAGUUCUCAAGGUGGGACCAGACUACGAUAGGACUUUUCAUACUAGGAAGAAUCUUUGGUGAACUUCCCAAGGUUAUUUCUGAAUGUAAUCAUUUCCUUAAAAACUGUCUAUCCAAUUUCCGUAAUUCACUUUUAGGAUUUCAAAAGAAUCUUCUUCUACUGAAUCCAUACAAACUGCGAAGUUUUACACCCGUCAACUAUGGCCCCUAAGACAGGGAUUUCUGUAGUUAAACUAAUUUUGCAAAUCAGACGUUAAAAAAAAAUUAGCGUAUCUGUUGACUGGUGAAUGAAUGAUAGCCUUUGCAUAGAGCUUCCAAGAACAAAACUUGUAGUUGCCUAUUUUAUUUAACUUCGAUCACAAGACCCAAGGGACCUUCUAACCUCACUUUUACAGUAGGUGUUAUUAUUCUGGUGACAUGUUUUUGCUUAUAAACAACCACAUAUAAAUUACCGUAGAAAAAUUCAAGGCCGUCUUGCAAGAUCCUCUCAGCUCUGACUCAGGGCCCUCUUGAGUUGAGCCCAUCAGAAUCAAUGCAAAUUCCCCAAAUUUCCUGGGUUUGAUCAAAGAUCGUUUCCGUGUGUUCUCUUCACCUUCUCAUUUCUGCUCACCUUGCAUCAGAAAAUGAAAUAUAUUUUCAGGAAAACCUGAAAUUCCCGAUGCUUUGGAAGGCAUGUAGCAAGAGCAAGGGGACCCUUUGGUUAUUAGUUUCAGAUCAACACACUGGAAUGGAAUCAAGAGAAGUCACAUCCAUGUGCCAUGAGUUCAUGUGUCUUUCCUCUUCCACAUCACAAAAGCGAAAGCUUUACCUCCUGCGAAACGUUAGCACAUGUAGUCGGACGCCAGUGUCCUAGGACAGAGAGCCAUAAGCAGCCCUUUGGAGGAUGGAUGGUGUCAACCAAAGGCAUGUGAUGGAUUCAUGAGUUCCCCUUAGAGAGCAAGUGUUACCAAAGUUCUGUUGAGCGUUACAGGUAAGGGCAUGUUGUGGUUAUUUAUCAUUGUCUAAUGAGUAGUAGAGGCAUUAAGGGGGCAAGUAUACAUGGUUAGGGUAAGAUAGAAUGUAUUAUACAUAUAUAUAAAUAUAUAGCUGAGUUCUUGGUGUGUGGGAAUGGGCAGCACCCUGAGAGACAGAAGCAUCAUCCAGCCAUCCUUCAGCACAUUCCCUGGCUGCUGCAGUCUGAAGCCAUCCCUGGGGAGUGAGCCCCACAGCAGGUUUCAGCAUUGCCAUUUUUUGGCGUGAUGGUGAUGUCUGGCUUCCAGUCAUAUGACCUUCUUUGUGUUCAAGAAAGAAAGAAAGAAAGAAGAAAAGGAAGGGAAGAAAGAAAGAAAGAAAGAAAGAAAGAAAGAAAGAAAGAAAGAAAUGUUUAAACAUUGAGUUUGAGUUACCUUUCAUUUAGGUGUAAAUGCAUUUUGAGAAACAUUACCUGUCACGAAUACUGUAAACUAAGAUGCGUUCUCUUUCCACUGAUUUUCUACUCAGUUUUACCAAAUAGGAAUGUUGUGUUUGGCAUGUUUAAUGAUGACGUUGGGAUGUCAUUCAUUGAAAGCACCUUAGAUAUCUAUUGUAAAAGACAUUUUCCCUUAGAUACAAAUGAUGAUGUUUAUGGCUUAUUAUCUUAAAAUUCAAAUGUUCUUGAUAUAAAAAAUUUUUAAAAAUUUUAGAAGGGAAAUCUGGCUACUUCCAAUGGUCUAUUUAAUUCAUUAUGCCCAAAUCAACAUCUGGGUGGAAAAACCUUAUUUUCAGAAGAUUUACAUUGGUGUUUAGCUUAUUAUUACUUUAGUUCUGUGGGGUUUUAAAAUAUACAAGCAUGUCUGUACUAGACAUAAAAUUGAAUACCAAUUUUAGAACGAUAAGGUAAGACUGCUUCUGAAUAUCAUGAAAUAAGUCUUUGAUAUUUUGGUUUUAAUUUUUUUUUUUCUUGAUGCUGGGGAUGGUACUCAUGGCCUCAGACAUAUUCAGCAAGAGCCCUAUAGUUGGGCAGAGCCUACAGCCCAACCUUCAGUAUGAGCUUCAGUGUUCCAGGAAUGCGUGUAGGCACUGGGACCAGAGAGAUGCAUAGAAGAAAAAGGCAUCUCUGUACUUAUACAGCUUAUAUUCUGGAAAGAAGACAUUGUUGUGCUGUUUUUAAUAGUCUGCCUGCAGGAUUGUUUCUGUUUCUGGGCUAUUUAAAAGAAAGCUUUUUAAAAAAAAGCUUUCUUUUAAAAA